AUGGCGAGCAAGGCGGUGACCAUCGGCGAUCUGAUCCACCGCGUCGCCUCCUCCUGCCUCUCCAACCGCUUCCCGGCCAACUACGCUAUCAGCGACGCCUCCGACCUCGACGACGAGGACGACGACCCCUUCGCCGACUUCGGGGACGCCGCCGACGCCCAGGAAUGCCGCCGCUCCCCGGACAAGCCAGCGCCGCGCCCGGCGGGCGCGGUGGAGGAACAGGACGAGGAGGUGCGGAAGCUGAAGAUCUGGGAGGAGGGGGAGGAGGAGAAGCGGAGGAACAAUGUGUCGGCCACGGCGGUCGUAGCGGUGGCGGAGGAGAAGGAGAGGGUCGAGCGUGCGGGGGACGCGGAGGCGCUCAUGGCGGAGGUGUUCGACGCGGUCUCCGGGGUGCGGCGCGCGUACGCGGCGCUCCAGGGCGCGCACUGCCCCUGGGACCCCGACCGGAUGCGAGCCGCCGACGCGGGCGUGGUCGCCGAGCUCCGCCACCUCGCGCGCCUCCGCGACCGCUUCCGCCGCUCCGCCGCGUCCCCGGGCGGCCGCAUCCCGCGCCCCUCCGCGCAGCCGCUCCGCGAGGCCGUCGCGCCGUACGAGGCCGAGCUCGACGACCUCCGCCGCCAGCUCCAGGGCAAGCAGGCCGAGGUGGACGGCCUCAAGGAGAGGCUCGCCACAGCCACCAGCCGACGCAACGCGCGCCUCCACCCUUCCAAGAAGCACCACCACAUCACCGCCGCCACAGACGGCGCGCCGACGGCGGAGCUGUUCGUCGCCUGCGCGGAGCAGGCCCGCGCGGCCACGCGUGGGUUCGCUGCGCACCUGCUCCACCUCCUCCGCGCGGCAGGACUUGACCCGGCGGCGGCCACCCGGUCCAUCACCAAGAUCCCGGUGAACUCCUCCCCGCACCUCGCCAGGCACGCGCUGGAGGCGCACGCCACCGCCGUCCUCCUCGGCGGGUUCGAGCACGAGUCCUUCUACCUGGACGGCUCCCUCUCGUCCCUCCUCGACCCGGCCGCGUUCCGGCGCGAGCGGUACGCGCAGUACCGCGACAUGCGCGGCAUGGACCCGGGCGAGCUCCUGGGCGUGCUCCCGACCUGCGCAUUCGGCCGUUACGCCGCGGCCAAGUUCGCUUCUCUCCUCCCACCGCGCGUGGAGGAGGCCGUCCUCGGCGGCGAGCACCGGGCAGCCGGCAAGGGCGCGCACCCGCGCACGCCGUUCUACGGCGAGUUCCUGCGCGCGGCCAAGGCGGUGUGGCUGCUGCACCUGCUGGCGUUCGCGCUGGAGCCGCCGCCCAGCCACUUCGAGGCCGGCCGCGGCGCCGAGUUCCACCCGGAGUACAUGGAGAGCGUUGUCGUGGCAGGCCGCGGCGCGGGCGCCGGCACCGCCGGCAUGGUCGUCGGGUUCGCGGUGGCGCCCGGGUUCAAGCUGUGCAACGCCGCCGUGGUGCGCGCCCGGGUCUACCUCGUGCCCCGCGGCAGCCGACAGUGA
Lolium rigidum is the source of this 1485-nucleotide messenger RNA. Its product is annotated as protein GRAVITROPIC IN THE LIGHT 1. The record is from RefSeq and is a predicted model, not a curated record. Gene Ontology annotation, biological process: negative gravitropism; response to red or far red light. The coding region runs from base 1 to 1485 and encodes 494 amino acids. The transcript has a single exon. NCBI's taxonomy places the organism in Eukaryota, Viridiplantae, Streptophyta, Magnoliopsida, Poales, Poaceae.